Molecule: messenger RNA, 797 nt
Organism: Paramacrobiotus metropolitanus
Lineage: Eukaryota; Metazoa; Tardigrada; Eutardigrada; Parachela; Macrobiotidae
Product: zinc finger protein 593-like
Exons: 3
Coding region: 151-612 (153 amino acids)
Molecular function (GO): nucleic acid binding; zinc ion binding
Source: RefSeq, a predicted model, not a curated record
UCAGUAUUAUUUAAAUUUUAAUUUAAUUUGACCGUAGAUCUUAUUGUUCUGUAUCUGUUCCAUAAACGUUCCAACUUCAGUCGUUUCCACUGAAUUGCGGUUUCUGGAGUAAUCUAGAUUUUUUGUGGUCUUGAAUCGUGUUCAAACGCAAUGGGUGGACCAACGCGAAGAAAGAAGUUUCACCGCGGCGAUGCUAGGGAAACCAAGGCUAACAAGACUAAACGGCGUGCACGAGACUUGGAUCAGAUCUACGAGGAUCUCCAACCACAAACUGUGAAGCGAUUAAAGACUGAGCAGCCUCUAGAUCUGGAUCUUCCUGGAGGUGGACAGCAUUACUGCGUUGAGUGCGCGCGCUAUUUCGUGGAUACCGGUGCUCUAGGGGUCCACCAGAAAAGCAAAGUUCAUAAGCAGAGGGUCCGCGAGCUGAAAACUGUACCGUUUUCCCAGAAGGAGGCGGAAGCAGCUGCUGGCAUGGGUUCCUAUUUCGCCCCCCAGCCUAGGCCGGAAACGAUAGCAUCCCCAGCAUUCUCCAUGGAUAUUGCAUCUCCGUCAAGUGAACUGAGCGAAAACACCAAGUUUGCCAAACAGAUCGAAGAUAUAAAGCUGUUCUAGCGUCUGCCGCUUUGCUUGACUUCGUUUGAGUGGAAUUUAAUUGUUUUAUCCUUUCUGCAAGUUCAAUUAAAAGAGAGCUAUAAACUGUUGAAUGUUGACCUGUGGAUGAGAUUUAUUGCGGAAUAUUGGUAUUACUCUAUUUCACAGAUAACAUCAGCAAGAGAACAUUAAAGAACGGCUGCUGA